AACUCAUAACCAGCUACCCUACCCCCAACCCCAAGAAAACGACAGCGUCCUUUUGCUCGUCUUCCUAUAUAAAAACCAUACACAAUUGGAAUUGUAAAAUUGAACACAUUUCGAAAAAUUGAGGUCCUCGAAACUCGUUGUAAUAAAGCGCAGGGAAAAAGAAAAAAGAAAAAAACAAAUACAAUGGAGAAUUAUAGUAAGCAAAAAAACAGAGAUGGCGCGCUUAAUGAGAAAAUAUCAUUUCUAAAUCGCAUCGAUCUUUCUAGCUCUGAUAUUCACCAAUCUGUUUCUUUACUCAAACAGGCAUGUUUGGAUUGUGGAUUUUUUUACGUGAUAAACCACGGAAUAAGCGAAGAAUUCAUGGAAGAGGUUUUUAAAGAGAGUAAAAAGUUUUUUGAAUUACCAGAAAGUGAGAAAAUGAAAGUUUUAAGGAACGAGAAACAUCGAGGUUACACUCCUGUUCUUGACGAACUUUUGGAUCCUGAUAAUCAAGUUCACGUAGGAGACUAUAAAGAGGGAUAUUACAUUGGCGUUGAAGUGCCUGAAGACGAUCCUGAAGCGGACAAGCCGUUUUAUGGUCCUAAUGUUUGGCCAAAACCCGAUCUUUUGCCUGGUUGGAGGCAAACUAUGGAGAGGUUUCAUCAAGAGGCAUUAGAGGUAGCGAGAAAAAUUGCAAGGAUCAUAGCCCUUGCGCUUGAUCUAGAUGCUAAUUUUUUUGACAGACCAGAAAUGCUUGGCCAGCCAAUUGCAGUCAUGCGUUUGCUACACUACGGAGCUUAUGUUUCUGAUCCCUUAAAGGGACUAUUUGGAGCUGGAGCUCAUUCUGACUAUGGUUUGAUUACCCUUUUAGCCACAGACGAUGUCCCUGGCCUCCAAAUAUGCAAGGAUAAGGAUUCUCGGCCUCAAGUAUGGGAAAAUAUAGCACCACUAAAAGGAGCAUUUAUAGUUAAUCUUGGUGAUAUGCUGGAGCGCUGGAGCAACUGUAUUUUCAGGUCCACGCUGCAUAGAGUUGUAGGGAAUGGUCAAGAGAGAUAUUCUAUAGCAUACUUUGUGGAACCUAGUCAUGAGUGUCUAGUUGAAUGCUUGCCCACCUGCAAGUCAGAAAAGAAUCCUCCCAGGUUUCCUCCAAUCAAAUGUGGGACUUACCUAAGUCAACGGUACAAGGAUACUCAUACUGAUUUGAAUUUGUAUAGCAAACCUCAAACUUGAGUCUGCCAAAGAGUUAAAAGUUCCAAUCAUAUGUCCUAUAAAUUAGUUAGUCCCCGCAAAUUAUGUGAGGAUCUGAAAGCAUCCCCCUGAAUGUGUUGUACACAUAUAUAUGUAAGUGAACUUCAACUACUAAUUUGAGUAUUUUUAUUUAAUUUCAAUUUUGAUUA
Ricinus communis (castor bean) is the source of this 1376-nucleotide messenger RNA. Its product is annotated as 2-oxoglutarate-Fe(II) type oxidoreductase hxnY. Lineage: Eukaryota; Viridiplantae; Streptophyta; Magnoliopsida; Malpighiales; Euphorbiaceae. The record is from RefSeq and is a predicted model, not a curated record. Bases 184 to 1209 code for a protein of 341 amino acids. The transcript is spliced from 11 exons.